Molecule: messenger RNA, 1821 nt
Organism: Daphnia pulicaria
Lineage: Eukaryota; Metazoa; Arthropoda; Branchiopoda; Diplostraca; Daphniidae
Product: WD repeat-containing protein 55 homolog
Exons: 6
Coding region: 157-1740 (527 amino acids)
Molecular function (GO): protein binding
Source: RefSeq, a predicted model, not a curated record
GCGAAGAGUCCCGUCCUUUAGUUAAAGUAGUCCAUGGAUAUUCACAGCAGAAGCAGACGACAAGAACACACGUGUUAGUGUAAACAUUUUGUUGAAAUUGUGUAGUUUCAAGUUUGUACAAGAAUUGUGACGAUCCUAUAAAAAAUAAACUGCAAAAUGAGCCAGUCAAAUCUAAACGAUAAAACAACUCUUACUGGAAAGAGAAAAUUGGAGGAUAUGAGCGAAAAUUCUUCUAGUGAUGAAGAUGAAGAGAGCCUUUUUCUUCAACAAGCCAAAGAAGUGUUCUCUCAACAGAGGAAACCAGUCAUUAUUCCCCAAUUUCCAGAAAAUAUGCCUGAUAAAGUAAAUUCUGAUGAAGAUGACGAUGAUGAAAACUUCACAGACGAUGAAAGUCAAUUGAGUAAUGAGGAAACAAGUGAACAAGUUCAAGAAGAAGUUAGUGAAGAAGAACAAGAAGAAGAGAUGGAGAAAAUGGAAGAGAGCAUUGAGCAACUUGCUGCUGGAAGAGAAGAGAAAGAAGAUGCUGAUAUUAUCAUUGCAAUCUGUAAUGCUGCCAAACCGCAAGAGAAAAUCAAACCUCCUGAUUUAAGAAGCUCUGUGAAUUGUAUGGUGACAGACAUAAGCUUUCAUCCAAGCAAAGAACUCAUUGCAAUGUCUAACAUUGAAGGAGAAAUUACAUGCUAUAAAUAUGGAAAUGAAGAAAAUGAAUUGUUGCACACACUUAAUCACCACAAGAAAUCUUGCCGUGUGUUGUCAUUUAAUCAUGAUGGAGCUCUUCUGUUUUCUGCUUCCAAGGAUAAAAGUGUUGUAAUUACCGAUACUGAAACUAUGACAGUUACGCAAUCUUUCCGCAAAGCUCAUGAUUCUCCAAUCUACAGCUUACUUUGUAUGGAUGCAAACAUUUGGGCAUCCGGGGAUGAUGAUGGUGUAGUGAAAGUGUGGGAUAAGCGUCGCGCUAUCCAGAAGCCUGUUGCAGAGUAUAAAGAGAUGGAUGAAUUCGUCAGUUCAAUGAUUACUGAUUCAGGAUCACGGCUCUUAGUAUGUACUAGCGGAGAAGGAACUUUGACUGCAUUUAAUACAAGAGCCAAGAAAAUGGAAGGGCAGUCUGAAGUCUACCCAUCAGAAAUGAACUGUGUGGGUCUCAUUCGACAAGAAACAAAGGUCAUUGCUGGCCUUGGUAACGGGAACAUGUACAUCUUUGAUUGGAAAGCAUUUGGAUACCACAGUGACGCAUUUGGGGAUCAUCCAUCAGCGAUCAACUGCAUGAUUCCCAUCAUGGACAAUAUCGUUAUUACUGGUUGUGAUGAUGGGAAAAUCCGUGCCAUUAGUCUAUUCCCACAUAGGUUCUUGGGGGUAGUAGGUCACCACAAAUUUCCUAUUGAGCGUUUAGACAUUUCAACGUGUGGUCACUACAUAGCAUCUACAUCCCACGACGGACGCGUGCGGUUUUGGAAUAUUUCCUACUUUGAGGAUCCCAAUUUAAAGUUGAUGGAGUCGACCACGAAGAAAUCUGUCCGCAACAAAAAACGUUCGUUACGCAAAGAGAAAUUAGGAUUUCAGCUACCGUCUUCUAAGAGACGGAACAAAGGAGAUUUUUUCGCGGGACUUGCCGAACCUGAGCCUGGACCUGCCGAAGCUGCCGAACCUGAAGCCGAAUCUGAUUCUGAUGCAGCAUCUGAUUCUGACGCUGAAUCUGCUUCUGAAGCAGAGUCGGAAGUAAGUUCAGACAAUGAUGAAUAACCUACAUUUUAACAUCUUUACGUGAAUGGUGUAUUUAAGAAGUCGGGACUAAUACAAUCGCAACGGGCAACGUCUAACUGA